CAAUCAUUGACAAUUGGCAAUUCCUAAUAUUAUUCGACCUGCCACUUCCAGGUCGCUUCAUAUGCUGAAUCGCCACCAUCUUUCCACCCGCCGCUCCACACGGAAUCCGAGCAGGUGACUCUACCCGUCAUGACGUUGACGCGCUCGCAAACGGGGAGGACCCCCAGGAAAAUCGAGCGUCCCAACUUUGUUGAGACUCCUGGACGCCGUGUGACUCGCAGCCGUGCUUCCAUUACCCCUGACCCAACAACGACCAAGAUGAACCCGACAUCCCUGGACGGCGAAAAUAAGGGCUCGCCCAGGAAGCGCAAGUCUACUAAGGCUACCGUGGAAGAUGAAAAGCCCAACGGACAUGCCAAUGGCCAUACCAAUGGCCAUGCUAACGGCUCCCCGAAAGUCAUUGACGGCUGGAUCGAGGGCAAGGAUCCCAAGAUCGACUACAGCGGGGAGUUCGAGUUCGGAGGAUCAUGGGGUACCGCUGCAUUGAUGGUUGGGUUCCCAACGCUAAUGUACUACAUGUGGAUUGGAGCAACCUAUUACAAUGGCAAACCACCUCUUCCAGCCGAAGGUCAGAGCCUGUCCGAGUUUGUCGCACAUCUUGGUCGUCUCGCCUACGACGGCGCCUUCCCCUCGCUAAAGGCAUGGACAAUUUAUUGGGUGUUCUUUAUCUUUGAGGGCAUUUGCUACCUCGUUCUCCCGGGUAUCACCUUAAUGGGCCGGCCUUUGCCUCACGAAGGAGGAAAGAAACUCCCUUACUACUGCUCUGCUGUCUCUGCUUUCUAUGUGACAUUGGUAGUCGCUUUGGGACUACAUUUUAGUGGACUGUUCAAACUAUACACUAUCAUUGAUGAGUUUGGACCUUUGAUGAGCGUGGCUAUCCUUUCAGGAUUUUUGGUUUCUAUUGUCGCCUACGUCUCCGCUCUUGCCCGUGGAGCCCAACACCGCAUGACUGGCUAUCCCAUCUAUGACUUUUUCAUGGGUGCGGAGUUGAAUCCCCGCAUGUUUGGCAUUCUAGACUUCAAAAUGUUCUUUGAGGUGCGACUCCCGUGGUAUAUCCUUCUGCUAGUCACCAUGGGUGCCGCUGCUCGUCAAUACGAGUUGUACGGCUACGUUUCUGGCGAAGUCGGCUUUCUUCUCAUGGCACACUUUCUGUAUGCCAAUGCCUGCUCCAAAGGAGAGGAGUGCAUUAUUUCAACCUGGGAUAUGUACUACGAAAAAUGGGGCUUUAUGCUUAUCUUCUGGAACCUGGCUGGAGUUCCUCUCAGUUAUUGCCAUUGCACAAUCUACCUUGCCAAUCAUCAUCCUGACACUUACCGUUGGAACCGUUAUGUGCUGGCCUUCCUAUACGUCGCUUAUCUCUUCGUUUACUGGGUCUGGGAUACAGCCAACAGCCAAAAGAAUCGUUACCGUCAAAUGGAGCGUGGAACCACCGUCUUCCGCAAAGCUUUCCCUCAACUGCCCUGGCAGACUGUGGAAAACCCCGAUGUCAUUAAGACUCCUAAUGGAGGCACCAUUCUCGUGUCUGGGUGGUAUGGUUUGGCACGUAAAGUUCAUUACACUUGCGAUCUGUACUUUGCCUUGAACUGGGGUCUUAUUACCGGCUUUUCAAGCCCGUUCCCCUGGUUCUAUCCACUGUUCUUUGCCGCCAUGAUCACUCAUCGCGCUAGCCGUGACAUCCAACGCUGCCGUGGCAAGUAUGGUGAGGCAUGGUUGGAAUAUGAGAGACGUGUUCCAUAUCUAUUCAUUCCCGUAAGUAUUGCAACCGAUUACUUUAAUCUAACACAACAAUUUACUAACCACGACAAUUAGUACGUGAUCUAAACACUAGGACUUAGACCGCAACACCAUAAUUUCAGCCUGGUCACACUUCAUUUCGACGCUUCAUAUGUAUAAUCCAUAACAUCCAUUCAGUCUAAUCAGUCGCCUCACAAAGCGUUUUUCCCUUUCAUUCUCUAAUUGUUUUCAUCCUAUGCUUAUCUUGAUAUCGUUCACAAAAUGUGUUAUAAUUGUACAUAUACCCCCUUUUCCCUCUAUAUUAGCAGGAUUCGUUCUAGGGAGGCCUAGGCCAUUUUUAAAUUCAAGCUCAAACACGGGCUGAAUGGGUGGAUGGAUUUAAGAUUUUACCUUAUUGCGGUUUUUAAUCCAUGCAUGACAAGAAUAAAAUUAUGCUACGCUUUUACUGGUCUUUUACAUAUCAUAUUGGUAAGCUAGGGCUGAAUAAUAAUAGUGUUGCAGAAGAUUAAGCUCAGGUGUAAUUGUUGC
Molecule: messenger RNA, 2262 nt
Organism: Talaromyces proteolyticus
Lineage: Eukaryota; Fungi; Ascomycota; Eurotiomycetes; Eurotiales; Trichocomaceae
Product: c-24(28) sterol reductase
Exons: 3
Coding region: 130-1809 (559 amino acids)
Biological process (GO): ergosterol biosynthetic process
Cellular component (GO): endoplasmic reticulum membrane
Molecular function (GO): Delta24(24-1) sterol reductase activity
Source: RefSeq, a predicted model, not a curated record